Molecule: messenger RNA, 1260 nt
Organism: Prorocentrum cordatum
Lineage: Eukaryota; Dinophyceae; Prorocentrales; Prorocentraceae
Source: the annotation of a GenBank genome assembly
CUCCUGCAGAAAGGGGGCAGCGCUCUCCAGUGCACGACGGCCACGACGGGCGCAGCGCGGGUAACUAUGCGCGCCCCACGCGGGCGAAGCGCGGCGUGGCUGCAGCGCGCCACGGCCCCCGCGGCAUUGGGCGCGGAGGCCCCGAGGCCGAGCGCAGGCAGAGGCUAGGAUACCACGACACAGGCAGAUUGCCGACGAUCCGCUGGGAGGCGGAGGCCCCGAGGCCGAGCGCAGGCAGAGGCUAGGAACACGAGGCCCUCCGCCGGCCAAAACGCACAGAACAUCCAAGGGUGCCCUCCCCAAGGUGCACGAGAAUACCCAGCAAGCACGAAGAACAUCAGGGUAUAGCACAGGGAGAGUGCCUGCAGGCAGAGAGGAGGCUGCCAAAAGAGAAAAGAUCCGAGGACUCCGACGGCACAGCCCUGAAGAGCUGCUCGUGCACAGGAGGCUCCUCUCCUGCUGCACGCCGGCGCUGCUGCACACCUCGCUCCGUCUCGCUGCACGUUCUGUCGCAGGCUUCGCCGCGCGCUGAUCUUUCUCUAUCGUUUCUCCGCACGGUCGCCGCCACACGCCCCCUUCGCCAUGGCAAGAGAUCUCCCGACGCACUAGUGAGUGCGGAAUCGGCGGACUCCCCUGCACGCCAAUGCAUCGAGGGGCGAAUUCAAAUGAUCAGUUGUGGCAUCGAGCCAACAAGCACGACAACCUGUACAGCGCGACACGAGUGAUACAUUGGCGCCCGGCCGAGCAGACGAGAAGUGGCAACGCGAAGUAUUCUGCUGCGCUUUGCCCCCCCCCCCCCCCCCACGCGCCCCUCCCGCCACGCCUGGCGGAGCGCAGCGGCCCCAUGCUUUGGGGGCCCGCGCCCGUGCGCUGCGCUAAGUUAGAGGGCUCGGCUCGGCAACUCCUGGAAGGUCUUCCGCCGACUCUGAAUGGAACCUCCCAGGAGCUGCAUCCUGAGCCAAGGAGGCGAGGCAGGCACAGCCAGGCGCCAGCCCACGACGCCAGCUUGGCCCAUGGACGCCGCGCCUCGUCGUGCCCCCUCGGGCGAGACGAGAAAGGACUCCCUGCACUGCCAGCAGGCCCUGACCUCCGACGGCGACGCCGCAGCGGCGCUGCGCUCCUGGCUCUCAGUCGCCACGCCCGGAGCCCUCCGCCCGGACGCCCGGUCAGCGUGCUGCCAGGAGCGCACGUGCGCGUCGCUGCACAAAUCCUUCUCCCCUCUGGCGUGGCCUGGGCCCCACUGGUCGAUCUACUCUCCUA